CCAAGGGGGGCUUGUUUCCUGCGGCUGCGGCGACAGGUCAGACAGAGCUUCCCUUCCUCCCGCUAGCUCGGGACCGGGGCGGAUCCAUCCACCGGGCGGACCAUCUCUGAUCUCUCGCGGGCGCCAUGGCGGAGCACGCCGCCCCGGAGCUACCCAAGAGGUGCCACCACUGCGCAGGGCCUCUCUCCAAGGACAUGGAAACUAGCAGCUGGACCGUGACUCCAUUGGUUCGAGAUAGCUUCUCAAUGAUUGGUUCCGCUGUUGGGGGUACUGCAGGCGCGUUUUAUGCAUUUAAUCAUGCUAUGCCUGUUGUUCGGCGUUACAUAAAAGGGCCAAUGUGGAUACAUUUUCUUGUUGGUGCCCCUCCAGUUGUUGUAUUCUCUUCUGCGUGUGCUGGAUUAGCAGCUGGUACAAUACCAGCCGUUGCGCAACUGGUUUCGUCGUCCUGUCAUGCUGCCAUGUCAUCGCCCUCCUUUGCCCGCCCUGCUUCUCACGACGAUAUGCACAAGAGCAGAGGCUCCUCGCCAUUGUAAUUUACUGGUGCAACAGACCAACCACAGAAUUGUAGUGAUCUAAGAAAUCUGUGCCACCUUAUAACAGGGGAUGCUUUUGUAAAUGUUAAGAUGUUCAUGCAGAAUGAUGAUGACUGACAUGCGCUCCUUUCACUUCUAUUUUUUUGGUAUGUAUCUCUAUGUAUAGGUCAUGCCCUCGGUCUUGUGUUAUUUUUUUUUUUGUAUUAAAAUAAGUAUUGCGGUGUUGUGAAGCAACUUAAACUAGCCUGAGGUUCAGUUACUUUCUAUUGCAAAAUGCAAGCAUGCGUUGGUCUA
Molecule: messenger RNA, 827 nt
Organism: Hordeum vulgare subsp. vulgare (domesticated barley)
Lineage: Eukaryota; Viridiplantae; Streptophyta; Magnoliopsida; Poales; Poaceae
Exons: 6
Coding region: 126-533 (135 amino acids)
Source: RefSeq, a predicted model, not a curated record